Zingiber officinale is the source of this 1050-nucleotide messenger RNA. Its product is annotated as PITH domain-containing protein At3g04780-like. Bases 1 to 726 code for a protein of 241 amino acids. The transcript is spliced from 9 exons. The record is from RefSeq and is a predicted model, not a curated record. NCBI's taxonomy places the organism in Eukaryota, Viridiplantae, Streptophyta, Magnoliopsida, Zingiberales, Zingiberaceae.
AUGCUGUUGAUAUCAAAUGGAGAUGUGGCAGCAAAUUCACCAGGUAGGCAGGUAGAUGUUUUAUCACUGCAUACUUACAGGCCUAUCGAGAUUUGGGUAAUUUCGGAAGGGCAAAUAUGCCCUAUUUUUUUCCGCCUCCUGCUCCUCUUCUUCUAUUCUGUUCGAUACCUUUCUUCUUGCUUCUUUCUUCUUUCUUCUUUCUCGGCGAUGUCUUCGUCAGUGAUUCCACGGGGACAGGUGGAUCUCGUUGAUUUCGUCGAUUGGAGCGGCGUCGAGUGCCUCAAUCAGAUAGGGAAAAAUCCGAUUGCCAACGCUUUGAAGCAGGGUUAUAGGGAUGAUGAUGGUUUGCAUCUGGAGAGUGACGCUGAUGAGCAGCUUUUGAUUUACAUUCCUUUCACCCAAGUGGUUAAGCUGCACUCGGCUGUAAUCACUGGCCCGGAAGAGGAAGGUCCUAGGACAGUAAAACUCUUUGCAAACAAAGAACAUAUGGGCUUCAGUAAUGUUAAUGAUCCACCAAGCGACUCCUUCAAUAUAUCAGCUGACAAUCUUAAGGGGAAGCCUGUUACAUUGAAGUACGUCAAGUUUCAAAAUGUUCGCAGCUUAACAAUUUUUAUCGAGGACAACCAAGGUGGUGGUGAUGUCACAAAACUUCAGAAGAUUUCACUUUAUGGAACAACGGUGGAUACAACCAAUAUGAAAGACUUAAAAAAGAUAGAAGAUCAUUGAUUUAAAGAUUUACACCACCAUCCGAUGAGAUGCAAAAGAUGAACAUUACUCUUUUUCAAACAGGAAAAUCAUCAAAUUGAACUAGUUUCUACCAUGUAGCUCCUGCAGAAUGUUCUUUUUAUCCUUGCAUUUGAUUUGGUGUUCCAUAGUGAUGAUCUGAGAAUUGAGAUGAUUGAUUUUAUCAGUCAUGUGGUGGAAAUUUGUUGCCACGGUGUACAAGUCGAGAGAUGAGAGAUGCGAUAGUUCCCUUUCUUUGGAUGUUAUCUACGCAUCCAUUAUCUUUGGAUGCGAUAAUUCGUUAAGGCAGUUGUGGCUUUCUUGUUA